CUCAAACAUCGCACGCAUACAAUUUUGUCCAAAGUAAACAUUAGUUUAAAGGAUCUUGUCACGGAAUGCGUGUUUUGAUCAGUGACUUAAUUCUCGCCUUCAUUUCCAAUUUCGUUCGACCUGGUCAAAGGCGAAGGAUUUACUUAGAAAUGAAGUUUCUAGCAUUUGCAGUUCUCAUGUUUGUCUCUUCCGUUCUUUCUGUUUGCUGCGAGAAAGCACGUUUCAGAGAGGUGUAUAAAGGCCAUAAAAGCAAAGCUCUGAAGGAAUAUGGCGAAAUGAAGAAAUCUUCAGUUAUACAAUGUGCUACCUAUUGUAUUCAGGAAAAUAAGUGCUAUGGCUUCACUAUGAACGCUUCUAAGACCUGCAGACUGUUGAUGCAAAUGCCAGAUGCCAACGAGUGCCCAGGAGACAACUGCCUUGAAAUCGAAGGAUUCGCAGUUUACAUUUUGAUACCCAAAUAUUAGAAACACUCAAGAAUUCUUAAAACAUUAAUCUGCAGAAAGAUCUCAUGCAAAAGUGAAGAGCAUGUACACCAUUUAGUAUAAUGGUAAAGGACAGCUUGUUGCCCAGUUUAUUUUAGAAGUCCAAUAAUGAGUUAUCAACAGAUGCCGAACUUAUUCACAAUUUUUAAAUGAAUUGUUUGCACUAUUUUUUUUAUUUGCAUUUGCGUUUUAUGUGUGAAUUUGCCCCGAAAAAAAUUCAAGAAACCAAUGCUUUUGAAUUUUAUGCUUGAACUCUCAAAAUCUUUAUGCUUUUAUACAGAGGCUGUUCACACAUUUUUUAGACGAAGUAUAUUGUAUUCACAAAACUAAAUUACAUAAAAUUCUUGUGUUUUAAAUGUUCCUAUUUGACAU
Messenger RNA from Stegodyphus dumicola, 854 nucleotides. RefSeq lists its product as uncharacterized. Lineage: Eukaryota; Metazoa; Arthropoda; Arachnida; Araneae; Eresidae. The record is from RefSeq and is a predicted model, not a curated record.